Nerophis ophidion (straightnose pipefish) is the source of this 3734-nucleotide messenger RNA. It is a transcript of the gene boka, whose product is annotated as BCL2 family apoptosis regulator BOK a. The coding region runs from base 287 to 922 and encodes 211 amino acids. NCBI's taxonomy places the organism in Eukaryota, Metazoa, Chordata, Actinopteri, Syngnathiformes, Syngnathidae. Gene Ontology annotation, molecular function: protein homodimerization activity; protein heterodimerization activity. Gene Ontology annotation, cellular component: mitochondrial outer membrane. The transcript is spliced from 4 exons. Gene Ontology annotation, biological process: regulation of apoptotic process; extrinsic apoptotic signaling pathway in absence of ligand; intrinsic apoptotic signaling pathway in response to DNA damage. The record is from RefSeq and is a predicted model, not a curated record.
CUUCUCUCUUCUUCCUCUUCCUUGUGGACGCAAACGUGAUUCUUCCGACAUUUUACCCUACAUGUUUGUUUAUUAAUACAUUAAUUAACAUACCUCUCGUCAUAAACGGGCCAUUUAAUCGCCGUUGAUAAUAAAGUUGGCGGAUUCAAAUUGUUCCUAUCCGGGACCUCCAACCUUCCCGGAAGCGGGAGAGCGAGGUUCGCGCGCUGCGGCGGCCGCCUCAGAGGCAGCGGGAGGCGGCGAGCUGAGCGGCGGGUGAGGCGGUGCCGCGGAGCCGGAGGACGUCAUGGAGAUGCUUCGCCGCUCCUCCGUGUUCGCCGCCGAGGUGUUCGACCGCUCGCCCACCGACAAGGAGCUGGUGUCGCAGGCCAGGGCGCUCUGCCGGGACUACAUCCAGUCCAGGCUGAGCCGGGCGGGGGUCGGAUGGUCCAAGCCUGAGCCCACCAAGCUUGCUUCUUCUUGGGGGACGCAGGGGGAGGUCUCGGCGGUGCUCCUGUGGCUAGGUGACGAGCUGGAGUACCUGCGCCCCAACGUCUACCGCAACGUGGCGCGGCAACUCAACAUCACGGUGGCGUCGGAGAGCGCCGUGUCGGACGCCUUCCUGGCAGUGGCGGCGGACAUCUUCUCCACAGGCGUGACGUGGGGGAAGGUGGUGUCCUUGUACGCCGUUGCCGGAGCGCUGGCGGUGGACUGCGUUCGCCACGGCCACGCGGCCAUGGUGAACACCAUCGUGGACUGCAUGGGGGAGUUUGUCCGCAAGAGUCUAUCCACCUGGUUGAAGCGCCGCGGCGGAUGGGCAGACCUGACCAAGUGCGUGGUGAGCGCCGACGCCGGUUUCCACUCCCACUGGCUGAUUUCCUCGCUGUGCACCCUGGGACACUACGUCAUGGCCCUGGUCUUGUACCUUCUCAGGGAGAAGUGAGAGGCCAAAAGCGUCAUGGCCAUCUUUGGAUGGCGUUUACACUUAUUUGCACUGAGCCCUCAUUACGGCACGCACACCUCUCCUUGCUUCCAGUCUCCGCUUUUCUAUUUAUUGUCAAUUGUAGUAAUAUGGGCUUCACGGUGGCUGAGGGGUUAGUGCGUCUGCCUCACAAUACGAAGGUCCUGCAGUCCUGGGUUCAAAUCCAGGCUCUGGAUCUUUCUGUGUGGAGUUUGCAUGUUCUCCCCGUGACUGCGUGGGUUCCCUCCGGGUACUCCGGCUUCCUCCCACUUCCAAAGACAUGCACCUGGGGAUAGGCCCCUCCCACCUCCAAAAACAUGCACCUGGGGAUAGGUUGAUUGGCAACACUAAAUUGGCCCUAGUGUGUGAAUGUUGUCUGUCUAUCUGUGUUGGCCCUGCGAUGAGGUGGCGACUUGUCCAGGGUGUACCCUGCCUUCCGCCCGAUUGUAGCUGAGAUAGGCGCCAGCGCCCCCCGCGACCCCGGAAGGGAAUAAGCGGUAGAAAAUGGAUGGAUGGAUGUAGUAAUAUGCCACACCACUUGUUAAAAAGUCGACAUUUUUGUUGAAUUUCUUAUGUUUGCAACAGCUCUUCUCGAACUGCCUAUUUUGCUGCUUCACCUCGUCGUCAAGUCUGUUUGGUAAGAAUUAAAGGACGGGGUCUUCCCGUGCCUGACAUUUUGUCUAAAAUUGCUAUGCUGUAUUGACUUAAUGCACUUUUAUUGUACGACAUCACCUUUGGUUUGUCACGUCGCAUCAACAGCCCUGAAAAUGUAUCCGCCUUGUCUGCACAUUUGUGUUUAUUAAUAGCCUUGAAUAAAAGCUGGUAUUGGAACAAAAAAAGUGUUGAAUUUAAAAAUUUGGGACGCUGUUGGGAGAGCAACCUGAGGGUUCCUGGUUCAAUCCCCACCUUCUACCAUGAAUUCAUUAACGUGGACCCCGACUUAAACAAGUUGAAAAACUUAUUCGGGUGUUACCAUUUAGUGGUCAAUUAUAAGGAAUAUGUACUGUACUGUGCAAUCUACUAAUAAAAGUAUCAAUCAAUCAAUCAAAAUACCAUCCUAACAUUUACAAAACCAGUUUCCAUAUGAGUUGGGAAAUUGUGUUAGAUGUAAAUAUAAACAGAAUACAAUGAUUUGCAAAUCCUUUUCAACCCAUAUUCAGUUGAAUAUGCUACAAAGACAACAUAUUUGAUGUUCAAACUGAUAAAACUUUUUUUUUUGCAAAUAAUCAUUAACUUUAGAGUUUUAUGCCAGCAACACGUGACAAAGAAGUUGGGAAAGGUGGCAAUAAAUACUGAUAAAGUUGAGGAAUGCUCAUCAAACACUUAUUUGGAACAUUGGCUAUAAAAACAGCUUCCCAAAAAAUGCUCAGUCUUUCACAAGAAAGGAUGGGGCGAGGUACACCCCUUUGUCCACAACUGUGUGAGCAAAUAGUCAAACAGUUUAAGAACAACGUUUCUCAAAGUGCAAUUGCAAGAAAUUUAGAUAUUUCAACAUCUACGCUCCAUAAUAUCAUCAAAAGGUUCAGAGAAUCUGGAGAAAUCACUCCACGUAAGCAGCAUGGCCGGAAACCAACAUUGAAUGACCGUGACCUUCGAUCCCUCAGACGGCACUGUAUCAACAACCCACAUCAGUCUCUAAAGGAUAUCACCACAUGCGCUCAGGAACACUUCAGAAAACCACCUUCACUAAAUACAGUUGGUCGCUACAUCUGUAAGUGCAAGUUAGAGCUCUACCGUGCAAAGCGAAAGCCAUUUAUCAACAACAUCCACAAACGCCGCCGGCUUCUCUGGGCCCGAUAACAUCUAAGAUGGACUGAUACAAAUUGGAAAAGUGUGCUGUGGUCGGACGGGUCCACAUUUCAAAUUGUUUUUGGAAAUAUUCGACAUUGUGUGUGGGAAGCGAACCAUCCAGACUGUUAUCGACGCAAAGUUCAAAAGGCAGCAUGUGUGAUGGUAUGGGGGUGCAUUAGUGCCCAAGGCAUGGGUAGCUUACACAUCUGUGAAGACACCAUUAAUGCUGAAAGGUACAUACAGGUUUUGGAACAACAUAUGCUGCCAUCUAAGCGCCGUCUUUUUCAUGGACGCCCCUGCUUAUUUCAGCAAGACAAUGCCAAGCCACACUCAGCACGUGUUACAACAGCGUGGCUUCGUAAAAAAAAAAAGAGUGCGGGUACUUUCCUGGCCCGCCUGCAAUCCAGACCUGUCUCCCAUGGAAAAUGUGUGGCGCAUUAUGAAGCGUAAAAUACGACAGCGGAGACCCCGGACUGUUGAACGACUGAAGCUCUACAUAAAACAAGAAUGGGAAAGAAUUCCACUUUCAAAGCUUCAACAAUUAGUUUCCUCAGUUCCCAAACGUUUAUUGAGUGUUUUUAAAAGAAAAGGUGAUGUAACACAGUGGUGAACAUGCCCUUUCCCAACUACUUUGGCACGUGUUGCAGCCAUUAAAUUCUAAGUUAAUUAUUAUCUGCAAAAAAAAUAAAGUUUAUGAGUUUGAACAUCAAAUAUGUUGUCUUUGUAGCAUAUUCAACUGAAUAUGGGUUGAAAAGGAUUUGCAAAUCAUUGUAUUCCGUUUAUAUUUACAUCUAACACAAUUUCCCAACUCAUACGGAAACGGGGUUUGUACCAUGAAUUGAUUAACAUGGACCCUGACUUAAACGAGAUGAAAAACCUAUUGAGAUGUUACCAUUUAAUGGUCACUUGUACGGAAUAUGUACUGUACUGUGCAAUCUACUAAUAAAAGUUUCGAUAAAUCAAACCAACCUCUUACACACAUGGAAGAGGGAUGUGUACUAUG